GCCUGGUGUGGGAAGGUCGCGGUCGUGUCGGGGUGCUCCGGGGGCUCCUAACUCUGGCUGCCCAGGAAAGUGCCUUCAUGAACCCAGAGGAUGUCCGGGAAGCAUUACAAGGGUCCUGAAGUCAGUUGUUGCAUCAAAUAUUUCAUAUUCGGCUUCAAUGUCAUUUUCUGGUUCUUGGGCAUAGCGUUUCUUGGAAUUGGACUCUGGGCAUGGAAUGAAAAAGGAGUACUGUCGAAUAUCUCUUCAAUCACAGACUUGGGAGGUUUUGAUCCUGUCUGGCUGUUCCUGGUUGUGGGGGGAGUUAUGUUCAUUUUAGGAUUUGCAGGAUGUAUUGGAGCUCUUCGAGAAAACACUUUCCUUCUCAAGUUUUUUUCUGUCUUCCUGGGAAUUAUUUUCUUCCUGGAGCUCACUGCUGGAGUUUUGGCAUUUGUUUUCAAAGACUGGAUCAAAGACCAGCUGUAUUUCUUUAUAAACAACAACAUUAGAGCUUAUCGGGAUGACAUCGAUUUACAAAAUCUCAUAGACUUUACCCAGGAAUAUUGGCAGUGCUGUGGGGCUUUUGGAGCAGAUGACUGGAACCUAAAUAUUUACUUCAAUUGCACAGAUUCCAAUGCAAGUCGAGAACGAUGCGGCGUACCGUUUUCGUGUUGUACGAAAGAUCCUGCAGAAGAUGUCAUCAAUACUCAAUGUGGAUAUGAUGCCAGGCAAAAACCAGAGGUCGAUCAACAGAUUGUAAUCUACACAAAAGGCUGUGUGCCCCAGUUUGAGAAGUGGCUACAAGACAAUUUAACCAUAGUGGCUGGUAUUUUCAUAGGCAUUGCAUUGCUUCAGAUUUUUGGGAUAUGCCUAGCUCAGAAUUUGGUUAGUGACAUUGAAGCUGUCAGGGCCAGCUGGUAGAACUGCUGAAUGAACCAACCGCUCUAAGACACUGGACUUCUGAGACCCUCCCCUGCCCCCAGUCUGCUAUGCUGAUGCCAAGCACCAACUCCACUGAUGACGCUUGCAGUCUGCAGUCCCAAUGGCUAACAUUGCCAUGAAAUUGCUUCCGUGGGGGUGAACCUAGGGAGGGUUAUUAGAACCUGCUGCUCACUGACAGAUUUCAAUUGAAAACAAAAAAUGACCCAUUUGAAAGCUGUUGAACCGUGCAUCUACUGUAGCCAUGGUUUGUGAACAGUUGGACACUUACCAAAAAGAAAACUCAAACAGAUGUGCGUAAAUUGAAACAGAAUUACAUUGUGAUCUGUGGGAAAUGCUGUUUUUUCUCUCCUUGUGUUAUUUGAGGACUGUCAGAGGUGGUGAAAGGAGUUUUGUGUCUUCAUCAUACCCAGAAGGGACAGUCAUUUUGUCCUCAGAUGAAAGGAACUGCUAUCUUUUCUAAAAUGAAACCCCUUGACAAGGGGCAGUCUUUUUUUUUUUUUUUUUCAUCUCCAACCAUAAAUAUUAAGAAAUUCUGAGAACCAAGAAGAAAAGAACUUGGGUCUUUUAAGUGUCCUGCUCCAGAAUUGAACAGAGUCUUUAAAUAACUUGUGAGAAGCAUCACCUGCCGUUCCAGGUUCUUCCCCUUUUGCCAGGGAAGGGAAUCAAUAUGACAUCUGCACUGAGCCAAUGAGUUGGAAGACUUCAGGGUGCCGUAUCUUAGCUGAGCAAUGUUCCUAAGCAAGCAUGGGGUUUAUUUCAAAUGGAAAUAGGAGAAGAAAUUGUGUUAAAUGAAAUGGUGUUACCUAAUGUUCUCCCGCCCCCCCCCCCCAAAAGAAAAAUCUGUUGCUGUAUUCUUUGGAAAUUUCUGGAAUACUCUUUAUUUGGAGACUGGGGGCUAAGGCUUUGAUACAAAUCUCUUUUAAGUUUUCCUUUAAAACAUUUUUUUUUCAGCUGAAACUUUGACUUUUCCUUUUUAAUAAUUCUUACCUGCAUGAAUUGUGACUUGAAAUCCACCAGCCAUUACUCCCUCCCUAAUGUUCCAACACUCCCAGAAAUAUUUCAAACUGUAAUUUGGUCAGAACUGACCCAUGUUUUUUUUUUUUUAGUGCAUGGCUGUGGGAAGUUCUGGCUCGUUCCCUGCAUCCUCAAAGUGAAGGGAUCAGCCUUGACACACGAAAUGCUUCCAGGAACUCAGCCACACUGUCCCUGGGGUCCUUUCUCAUGACCCCCCCCCAACUCCUUCCUUCCUUCCUUCCCCCAAAUGCAAUUAAAUGCCAAUGGGAAACAGCCCCAACAGGCUCAAAAGGCUUGUCUUCUUUUUUUUCUAAUGGAAAAGAAAGAAAUUGUGUGUGUGUGUGUGUGUGUGUGUGUGUGUGUGUGUGUGUGUGGUCUCCAGUUACCUCCGUCCUCUUUCAGGAGACUUAACAGCUAGAAUGAUAAUGAAGCACAAGUGUCAGGAGCCAGGACUGCUGUCCAAGCCUGGAGGAAGAGCCCCAUGACAUUGUCUUGGUGCUGCCACCCCAACAUGACCUAGUGCCAGUAAGAAGGCCAGAGAAAGCCCCCCGGCUUCCAUCCAGCAGUGUCUUGUGUAGGUGUCUAUCAGGGCAUUUCUCCCCCGGCAGCAGGGAUGCUGCAGGUGCCAGGGGCCUCUCCUAUAGCAUGCCGUCAUUCCAGAUUGCCAUUUGGCCAGUGCACUUUGGAGAGAGAUUAAGCUUGCGUUUUUUCCAUUUUGCACCCUACCCUUCCCCAUCCCAGCUUGGGUGUGAUCCAUUUUUGAAAGAGGAAAAACAAUGCUCCAUCUACAACCUUCUUCUAAAUAGUAAUCUAUUCCAUAUUUUGGGUGUGGGUAUGAUUGUGCAUGUGUAUGGGUGUCUAUCUGUACUUGUAUAGUUAGAUAGAAAGGUUCAUUUCAUGUCCUGGUGAUAUAUGAUGGCCUUAGCCUAUCUCCAGCCCCCAAAUUAUAAUUUAGUGGCAUCAUCCCCUGGCGGUGAAGACUUGAGCUCUCCAAGUUGCACUUUUGCCUUUUUUCCAUUAAUUACCUCAUGAGCUCCAUUUGACCUUUAGACUCCUUGUCAGGCAACGUCCCUACCCUUCAGAGAAUGCUGCAAAAGACCAAGCGCAAGUCCACGUGAGCUUCUUUUUUUUAAUCACCCAUUAUUUUUACACUCGGAAAGUGUUUGUAAUAAAUAUCGUCCUUAAUAAACCUGGUUCCACCUUU
Vombatus ursinus (common wombat) is the source of this 3136-nucleotide messenger RNA. It is a transcript of the gene TSPAN5, whose product is annotated as tetraspanin 5. The transcript is spliced from 8 exons. Gene Ontology annotation, cellular component: membrane. The coding region runs from base 91 to 897 and encodes 268 amino acids. Lineage: Eukaryota; Metazoa; Chordata; Mammalia; Diprotodontia; Vombatidae. The record is from RefSeq and is a predicted model, not a curated record. Gene Ontology annotation, biological process: protein localization to plasma membrane; regulation of vascular endothelial growth factor signaling pathway; protein maturation.